GCUCUGCCUCCUCUUGAAUUGCUUUCAGAGCAAACACAGCUCUACCGAGAUGCUGGAGCCUGACGGGUGGGGGGCGCCCCAUUUCUGUCCUGGAGCCACCACCCCGGCCUCCCCUUCCCACUGGGCCCGCCCACCUCAAGGAGGGGCAUAGCCUGAGGGCUGGCCAGGCCCACUGUGCCUCCAUGCCUCACAAGGCAGCGCAGCUGAGGGAUCUGACAGCUCAGCCUGGAGGCCACGGAUGACAGCAGCCUGGGACCAUGAACGAUACUUGCCCGUCCCUCCCUGGGCUGUACGCGUUCAAGAUCUUCAUCAUCACCUACUCGGUCGUGCUGCUGGUGCUGGGCCUGCUGCUCAACGGCCUGGCGCUCUGGGUGUUCUGCCGCCGCAUGCCACAGUGGACAGAGACUCGCGUGUACAUGACCAACCUGGCCGUGUCUGACUUCUUCCUGCUCUGCUCCCUGCCCUUCAUGCUGCUCUCCCUGCAGGACACCAAGGACACGCUGCGGUGCCAACUCUCACAGGUCGUCUACAUGGCCAACAGAUACAUGAGCAUCAGCCUGGUCACAGCCAUCGCGGUGGACCGCUACGUGGCCGUGCGGCACCCGCUGCGCGCCCGCAGGCUCCGCUCCCCGGGGCAGGCGGCGGCCGUGUGCUUGGCGCUCUGGGUCCUGGUGAGCAGCUCCCUGCUGCUCCGCCUGCACCUGGGGCAGCAGGAGGGCGGCUUCUGCUUCCGGAGCUACGCACGGCACCACUUCAGCUCUACCACCUUCUCACUGCUCGGCUUCUACUUGCCGCUGGCCGUGCUGGUCUUCUGCUCUCUGCAGGUGCUGACGGUGCUGGCCCAGAGGCCAGCCUCCGAGAUGGGCCAGGCCGAGGCCACCCACAAGGCCGCCCGCAUGAUCUGGGCCAACCUGAUCGUGUUCGUUGUCUGCUUCCUGCCGCUGCACAUGGUCCUGACCGUGCAGGUCGCCGUGCGCCCGAGCUCCUGUGCGGCCCGCAGGAUGUUCAGCCUUGCCCUCUCCAUCACCAGCCAGCUGUCCAAUGCCAACUGCUGCCUGGAUGCCAUCUGCUACUACUACAUGGCCAAAGAGUUCAAGGAUGCGUCUGCACGGCCCACGGCCCACAGAAGCCAGGACUCCCAGAGCCUGACCCUCUCCUAGGAGUGCACUGCCUGUACCCCCUGACCUGUGACCAGGAAAAGGGGCCAAGAUCAGCCCACAACUCGCUGUAAGCCAGGACCCUCUCCAAAGGCCCAGGUGGGCAGGGGCUGCCCGGGUAUGGAGCCUGGGGAUGCUGCACCUGCUCCCCUGGGAAGGGAUAGGGAUGAGGGCCAAAGGACCCCAGCCAGGCACACAGCUGCUACUGCAGGAACUGACUUCCUGGGCUCUGCGGCGGAGCCCUGACAACCAGCCUCCUGCUAUGGUCCCUGGGGCAGUGACGGAGACCACUACAAAGUGGCUCUGAACAGGGUUUAAAAUGAAUCAACUGGCUUUCAGUGUUUACUUCUGAGUCUGUCCUAGGCCUAAGGCCCUUGUCUAGAGAUGGGCAGCGGACCCAUAAUGAGUGAACCUCUAUAAGUCACUGGUCCCUGCUGAGGUCUGUUGUGGCCUGUGAGGCCAUGACACCUCAAAGGACAAGAAAAGGCCACACAGCUGGAGAUGCCUGGCUCCAACCCCAAUGAACUAAAGAGAAACUGUAACUGCAGGUGUCUCACUCCUGCAGUGAAUGUCAACUUGGAGAUAAGACAGUCUCCUAAUUAGCAUAAUUUACUACUUGGGGAAGUCCUUGAACUGACUCCCAAAGUCCUGCUCAAUUCCCGUGCUUUGAUUUCCUCAGUAUCCCUCUCCUUUAUUUGAAAACCAAAUAAAUAUGGGGGACUCAA
Messenger RNA from Chinchilla lanigera (long-tailed chinchilla), 1882 nucleotides. It is a transcript of the gene Gpr35, whose product is annotated as G protein-coupled receptor 35. The record is from RefSeq and is a predicted model, not a curated record. Gene Ontology annotation, biological process: phospholipase C-activating G protein-coupled receptor signaling pathway; positive regulation of Rho protein signal transduction. Lineage: Eukaryota; Metazoa; Chordata; Mammalia; Rodentia; Chinchillidae. The coding region runs from base 258 to 1160 and encodes 300 amino acids. The transcript is spliced from 2 exons. Gene Ontology annotation, molecular function: G protein-coupled receptor activity. Gene Ontology annotation, cellular component: membrane.